AUGUUUAGUUCAAAUAAUCCUUCUUUCAACAGUCCAGGUGGUUCGGAAUACAAAACCCGUAACCGUAACGGGACUUACAAACAAGCAAAACUUUUAGCUACAAGAGCUUGCUUACAGGAGCAUGCUACGUAG
This is a messenger RNA of Vairimorpha ceranae, 132 nucleotides long. RefSeq lists its product as hypothetical. The record is from RefSeq and is a predicted model, not a curated record. Bases 1 to 132 code for a protein of 43 amino acids. Lineage: Eukaryota; Fungi; Microsporidia; Nosematidae. The transcript has a single exon.